This is a messenger RNA of Miscanthus lutarioriparius, 870 nucleotides long. NCBI's taxonomy places the organism in Eukaryota, Viridiplantae, Streptophyta, Magnoliopsida, Poales, Poaceae. The record is from the annotation of a GenBank genome assembly.
AUGCGCAUCAGCUCUGGGCGGCGAGCGGUGGCCAGAGAGCAGGCCGAGGCCUCGGCGCACCUGGGAGGGCCCGCGGUUUGCCUCACGGUGGCGGCAGGAAGUGGGGAACGCGGCGGUAGACUUAGCAGGUCGGAGGAGGACGGGAAGAGGGAGCUCGACUCGCGCCUCCGCUCAGCAGUCAAUGGCGAGCAAGGAGUCGGCGAUGAUUGGCUGCACUGUGCUUUGCGUUGCUCGGUUGGGGAACUUGGGAGACUUCGACCCAGAGGUACUGUCCGGAUUUCGAGAGGCUCUAGAGGGCACGCCGCCGAAGACGAGACACCCAAGGAGCAGGAGCGGAAGGACAGCAAGGACGUGGACGCAUGUGACAUGCCAAUGUCGCCGGCCACCGGCGACAUGCCAGAGCUUUCCGUCCUUGUCCGUGCCCGCAUCCUCGCGUUCCAAGAGAAGAUCGAAUGGAGACGAAGCAAGGGCCGUGACGCCAAGGUAUCGCCCCUGUGGCCACCGGGAGGCGAGCAGAAGGCUGUGGUGUACUUCCUGAGCCUCCGCGGCAUGCGCAAGACGUUCGUGGACUGCUGCGCCGUGCGCAGCAUCCUGCGCAGCUACGGCAUGCGCCUAGACGAGCGCGACGUCUCCAUGCACGCCAUCUUCAAGGCCGAGCUCGUAGAGCUCCUUGGGCCCGGCUUCGCAAGCGCCGCGCUCCCGCGUGUGUUCGUCGACGGCCAGUACCUCGGCGGCGCCGAGGACGUGCACUUCCUGCACGAGGCGGGCGAGCUCAGGCGCGCCCUGGAGGGGUGCGAGGCCGCGCCCUCGCGGAAGCUCGGGUACAUGGAGGCGUGCGCCGCCUGCGGCGACGUCCGGUUCGUGCCAUGA